AUGGAGAUCGCGCCUCGAGGUGUUGCGGUUGGAGCUGGUGCAGCUGCUCGUCGUGGAGGCGCUGGGAGUGCUGGUGUUUCUGGCGGUGCUCGUACUGGAGGUACUGGAGCUGCCAAGUCGGUGGUAAUGCUGGAGCUGGAGGUGCUGGUACUGCUGGCACUGAGGGUCCUGGAGGUGCUCGUCCUGGAGAUACUCGAGCUGCCGGGGUCCGUGGUACUGGAGGUAGUGGAGCUGGAGACCCGCGCGUUGGGUGCUGAGUCUGUUGGAGGUCCUCCUGGCGCCGCGUCGCAGCGGUCGCCUCUCUCGCCGCAGCACCUGCGUGAGUGGCUUGCUUCGCGCACCCGCCUUCGGAGUCGCACUACUGGAGCUGGAGGCACUGCUGCUGGAGGUGCCGGUUCUGGGGGUGCUGCUGCUGGGGGCACUGGAGCUGGUUGCCCUAGAGCUGGUGCUGUCGACCCUCGAGUUGGAGACCCUGGAGCUGGAGGUGCCGGUUCUAGGGGUGCUGCUACUGGAGGCACUAGAGCUGGAGGCCCUAGAGCUGGUCUUGUCGACCCUCAAGUACGAGACCCUGGAGCAGGAGGUGCCGGUUUUGGGGGUGCUACUGCUGGAGGCCUUGGAGCUGGAGUUUCCGGAGUAGCUGGAGGCGCUGGAGCUGCUGGUGCUCGUCCUGGAGGUGCUGGAGCUACUGGAGCUUGUGGUGCUGCGGGCUUUGGAGCUGGAGGCGCUGGCGCUGGAGGCGCUGGAGCUGGAGGUACUGGAGUUGGAGGCGCUGGAGCUAGAGGCGUUGGAGCUAGUGCAUGUUCCCUUGCCGUCUCCUCUCUGCCUGACGUUCAGGACCCUGAGUCUGACAUGGCUCGUGCUGCUCACCCUACUGUCACGCGUCUGCUAGCCACUGUUGUCACUGACCCUUCUUUUGAGUCUGCUGCUGCAUCUGCCUUAGUCUCUGAGCUUGUUGACUUUGCUGCUGCCUGCCGUCUAGACUUCGCUACUAGUCUUGUUGCUAAGUCUCAGUCUGUCUGUCCUCCGUCCGUCAGGGGUGAGUGUGCUCUUGGCACGGACGUCCUUGAGGAUAGGCAGGAGGACUUUGAGUGUCUUGCAGCCGCUGCACCUCAUCUCGUGGCCAUGCUGCUUGCCCCUGAGGGAGACCCGAAUGCUCCAGACAUCCUGACCCCGCGCUCUUACGCUGAGGCGAUCGUGGGUGAGCACUCCUCUCAGUGCCAGAUAUCCAUGGACGCAGAGAUGGCAUCCUGGAAGUCCACCGGCACUUACGUCGACGCUGUUCCCCCUCCUGGGGCGAACGUAGUCGAUGGCAUGUGGAUUUUCAAGGUGAAGUGGCCGUUGGGUUCUCUGCCUGGCUUCAAGGCUCGUUACGUUGCACGAGGAUUCAGUCAGCGACAGGGAGUUCUUCCAGACCUUCUCCCCCACCCGAAGAUGACCACUCUUCGGUACUGCUGCACGUCGCCGCUCGGCGUGACUACGAGCUUAACUCUCUCGACUUCAGCACAGUGCUCUUACAAGGCAGUCUGCACGAGGAGACCACCUGCGCCGCCCACCUGGCUUCACUGGGUCGUUCUCUCCUAG
This is a messenger RNA of Closterium sp. NIES-65, 1581 nucleotides long. The record is from the annotation of a GenBank genome assembly. Lineage: Eukaryota; Viridiplantae; Streptophyta; Zygnematophyceae; Desmidiales; Closteriaceae.